CGUGGAGUUUGUUGCGUCUGUUCAGUUGAGUCUCUGAGCGCCACGGCCGGCAGCUGCCUUAUUAUCAUGGCUCACUUUAGAUACUGGAAACGCGUGCGUCCUCUCAUAUGAAGCCAAGCGCCUGAUUUAAUCCGUUCUUUACUUAAAAAAAAAAAAAAAAAAAAAAAGAAAGAAAUUAUUAUUAUAAUAACGCGGCUCGCCGCUAGCAGACAGAAACUGUUUGCCGACCGACUGUCAUUAAUUUGGGAUUAAAAUGGUCAUCAAGGUUUACAUCGCAUCCUCCACUGGGUCUCUCGCGAUAAAGAAGCAUCAGCAGGCGGUGGUGGGCUUCCUGGAGGCCAAUCGGAUCAGCUUCCAGGAAGUAGACAUAACCAUGAUGGAGGAGCAGAGGCUCUGGAUGUACCGCAACAUCCCCAGGGAUAAGCAGCCGGAGAAGGGCAAGCCACUGCCUCCGCAGAUCUUCAACGAGGAUCGCUACUGUGGGGACUAUGAGGACUUCUUCCAGUCAAAGGAGAACAACACCGUGUUUGCAUUCCUUGGGCUCAGUUCCCAGCCCUCUGUGAAAGAUUCCGAGUCAUAGAUCCAGGUGCUGACACGUGUCAUGCAGGAAACCUGGAAAACGCCAGCAUUUUGCCAAACUGGUUUCUCCUGGUAUGACCUCUCCUGACUUUAACACCUCCUUAAACAACAUUCCACCAUCAGCCAGUCUCCAAGAACUGUCUGACUCUCCAGAAGCCACAGAAGAGGAGGAUUAGCUUUCCUUUUUACACUUAUAAACACUGUGACAGCAAACGCUAUUUGGAAACAAAGUAGCAUAAACUCCACGCAGAUUAGAAGGCCGCGUAGCAGCUCCGGCUUCGAAUUGGUACCCUUGGUUGUAUCCAGAUGCAGUUGGUGGUGUGAGAAUUGAUCGAGUCCAGUGUACGUCGCACAAAUGCACAGCUGAAUGUGUGUGCCCGCCUUACUGUGCGCGUCCGUCUCAAUCAGCAGCUGUUAAUGAAGGCUGUGUGAAGGGGAGUGGACGAGCGCAGCUUGAAACGACACAAAGGCUUUGCCAUUUUGCCUGACUGUGAGAGUGUUUGUGUGUGCAUGUGUGGCAGAUGAGACAAAAUGCUUGGAAUAGACUAGUCUGUCACCACCAAUAAAACACACGUUGCUCGUUUAUAUUUCCACUGCCAAACUGGUUGGCUUAAAGCUUAAGUACAAUGUCAUUCAGUUUUUUUUUUUUUUAUUAUUAUUAUUUUCAGCACACGUGUCAUGAAUUUGGGCAUUUGUGAUGUAAAAAAUAAUCAAGCCAAUGGGACACCAAUCCAUUUUUGUACAGUGAUUUAGCAAAACAUGCUGUGACCACCAUCUUCAGCACAUUUCCCCUCCUAGUAGAAGUAGCUUUGCAAAGUUUUAGCUAAACGUACGUCUCUCCAUCCCAGAACCAAACAGAUGAAGAUCAGAGGGAUUGUUGUCACCAGUCUUUUUAUGUUUUGUUUUCUUCUGAAACGGUGGAAAAGGUCUGAUUUUUUUCCCUUAUUUGAUAUUUUUUACAUCACAAAACUGCUGUUUCAGCAGGUGUGUGUCAGCUUUUCUAAGGCAUUCAGUCCCACUCAGAUUUUAGGACACAUCAUUAAAACAGAAGCAAAUACAGCUUAUGUAUGGUCCAUAUUAAUCAAUGGAUUAACGCAUAUUUGGUUUUAGUGAGUAGAGCAGUAGGGGAUAAUUUUGGAAUGAUUUGUGCAGUAAUUUGGCACACGGUUCGUAGAUUUAAAUAACAAUUGAAUUCCACAGUACACGACCAGACUUGUCUUGUGUUUUCAUGGGAUUUGCUGGCAUCACACGAUCAGCAGAUUUAUCCUCUGAUCGCGAUCUGCUAUAGACAAAGCUUGGUUACUGUUAUCUGGGUCACAUGAGCCAGAGGGGUAUAAUUCAUAUAAUUACUCCAUGUUUCAUCUGGCAGAGAAUCUGAAAGACAAAAGUAUUACUCAGAGAUAAUAAAACAGCAGAGCUCCAAACCUCUGUGCUGGCAGCCUGUGUCUGUUCACUUCCCCAAACACUGAGCACUUUUUCUAUAUGACUCCCCUAUUAAAUUAACAUGGAUGGGUGCUUGGCUGAACCCUUAAUAUUUACACAUGAAGCACACGCACACAAACUCACGCAGCCUUGCAUCCUCCCCUAAAUGUCGUGCCAUUGUAUGGAAGUAAAUCUCAUUUUCUCUGGUAUAAAGGCAAGUUGGGUAAUGUACUGCUGUCAGCGGUUGCUCUGUCAACAUUCCCGUUUCUGCUGAUUUGUUUCCUCAGUUUAUUGUCAGAUCAUCAGAACGUUUGUUAACUGACAAAAUGACUAAAUGUGUAAAUGUCACGCUUCUCUGUCUGUGGUUGGUUACGCUAUUUCGUCUGAAUUUAAUGACACGUUACUGUAUUGGUUAUUUUGCACAACAAAGGAGAUUAUACUGUUUUCAUUUCUCUUC
This is a messenger RNA of Mugil cephalus (flathead mullet), 2458 nucleotides long. It is a transcript of the gene sh3bgrl2, whose product is annotated as SH3 domain binding glutamate-rich protein like 2. The transcript is spliced from 4 exons. The record is from RefSeq and is a predicted model, not a curated record. Bases 254 to 580 code for a protein of 108 amino acids. NCBI's taxonomy places the organism in Eukaryota, Metazoa, Chordata, Actinopteri, Mugiliformes, Mugilidae. Gene Ontology annotation, cellular component: cytoplasm.